Messenger RNA from Lactuca sativa (garden lettuce), 675 nucleotides. Its product is annotated as secreted RxLR effector protein 161-like. The record is from RefSeq and is a predicted model, not a curated record. Lineage: Eukaryota; Viridiplantae; Streptophyta; Magnoliopsida; Asterales; Asteraceae.
AUGACAUGCCCUGAUAUUUCAUAUGUUGUCCAAAUUUUGAGUCAAUACAUGCACAAGCCUUAUAAGUCUCAUGUGAAUAUUUCAUUUAGAUUGUUAAGGUACUUGAAAGAUUGUCCAGGGAAAGGAAUUCAUAUAACAAAAAAUGAUUCUCUUAGUCUUAUUGGAUUUGUUGAUGCUGAUUGGGCCAAGUGUCUUUUUAGUAGAAGGUCUGUUAUAGGAUAUCUUGUUUAUUUUGCUGGUUCUCUUGUAUCCUGGAAAAGCAAGAAACAGAGUACUGUUUCUCGUUCUUCCACUGAAUCUGAAUACAGAGCUUUAGGUUCUGUAACUUGUGAAAUUGUUUGGAUUUUAAAAUUACUAUGUGAUUUGGGAAUAACUGGUUUAAAUCCAGUUAAUAUUUUUUGUGAUAAUGAAUCAGCAAUUAAACUUGUACUAAAUCCAGUUUUUCAUGAGAGGUCUAAAUAUUUUGAAGUAGAUCUUCAUUUUGUUAGAGAAAAGGUUGAAAAUGGUGUUAUAAAAGUUAAUAAGGUUGAUUCUUUAAAUCAAAAUGCUGAUGUUUUAACUACAGCUCUUGGAUCUUCUCAACAUGAAUAUAUUUCUAGUAGACUUGUUUGUGGGGGUGUUGAAAAUACACUUGAUUGUGUAAGUUUUAUGCAGGAGUUAACCUCAUCAUAUUAA